CUCUGUGAAAACAACCAAACGCCCCACACUUCCCCUGCUGCCCUCGAGGUCAUGACCUUGACUGUAAAGUGAGAUGGAGGAUGAAUAUGAUACCGACACCAUCUCUGUCACCUCAACGGUGGAGAGCGAGAAGGAAGCAACUUAUGCUGUCAAAGACAUAUUGGCAGAAACAGUAUGUGAAGAUGGUAGCACGAAAUAUUUGGUCCAAUGGGAAGGCUAUCCUCUGCAUAGAUGUACAUGGGAGCCAGUAGAGCACUUUGAUGGGUCGACCAGCCUCCUUGAUGUCUGGGCGGCCCAGAUGCAAGGGCUUGAUGAUGAUGAGGUCAUCCAGCACAACGAGGAUAACAUUGCUCGCUUUGAGCUUGCAGUGGCGGCAGCUGAAGAAGCACACGAAAUGCGAAAGAAGAAGCGAGAAAAGAAGCGAAGGAAACUGAUAUCGGCGCAAAAGGCCAGCCGAAGAGCUCCAUUCGACGAGAGCAGCGAUGGCAAGGAUGACAUCCCGCUCGCGUCCCGAGUGAAAGGUAAACUUGAACAAGGGAGUCCUCUUUUCGUACAGGAGACGCAAAAGCCCCGCAGGCCACCAUUCGAACAGUCAUCGUCAUCAGAUGGUUCGGACACUGAAGACUCCCUUCUCGAAGAGCUAAGAGCCGACCAACAGCAGAGGAGGAGCUCGGUGAACGAUCCGUCUCUGAUGAGUUCACGCAAUUUAUUAAAUUCAAAGGAAAUGCUCCUGUCUAGCAAGCCUGCCCGACUGGUCAUCCAAGAGAAGAAAACCGAGACUAAGGUCAAUGAACAGCAGCAAUCCGAAGACACCCUCACCGCAGCCCCUAACGCUACUGCAUCGCAGGUCCAAACUAAGAAAGUUGCUCCAAGUGGAUCAAGCAGACCUCUUCAAGUUGGCAUACCCGCUACUUCUGCCACCAGCCCUCCCAGUGCUUCAGCUGGGCGGAGAGCUAGCAAUCCCGCCAAUUCGGCUACACUAAGCGCUACUACUUUAUCCACGGCAGGAACAGCAGCAAGGAUAGGUGAUCCGUCUGGAGCUAAAGACGCCGUGACGGUUACUGCAAAGGGGAAUCCUGCCCCCAUCAUGAUGAGGAGAAGUGCACCAAGUGCAAUUAGAAUGAUCAACGCGCCCAGUACGAACAAGCGAAGGGGGUGGGAAAACCCAAAUACCCAAUUUUACACAAAGAUGCAUUUUCGAAGGAAAGCGGAACUCCGAGGGCGUAAUGAGAAGAUUCCCGACCUCUCGGUCCUUCAGUUCGUAAAUGGCUCUUCUGUCAAGCAGCCCAAGCAGGAUAAAAAUCGAGAUGAUGCUGGCGAAAAUCCCUAUGGCCGUCGUGAAACUGGACGUCGCCGCAUUCAGGAUGACGAAGAGCGAGCCAACUCGGCCCCCCCAGAAUGGGAAGCCAGCAAAAUCCCUUUGACUUGCUGUGAGUGGAGAAAUGGCAGUUGCCCUUACUCAGCAGAAAAGUGUAGGUUUCUGCAUCGAGAUGGUUAUAAACUGUCCCCUUGGGAUGGAAGUGUUCCACCAAAGUACCGGAAACCUCCACUGACGUGCUGGUGGUGGAUGCGGGAUCCCAGAGGAUGCGCCAACUCACCAGAUGAGUGCUUGUUUGCGCACUAUAAUACAGGAUUGCUAGGAAAUCGUGACCUCAAGCCGCCAUAUCCAAUCGACAAAGCAGAAAGGCCUGUAUUCGAACAAUCACUUGCGCAAUACUCCAAGACCAUACAACAUCCAGCAGGUCCAACUUCUAAGAACAAAAAAGAUAUCACAUGCUCUUUUUGGAAUCAAGGGCAUUGCCGGAAAUCAGAACAAGAGUGUGCGUUUGCCCACCGACAUACUGGUCAGAUAGGCUCUGCUAUCACUUGCGAGUUUUGGAGGAAAGGCCAGUGCCGGCAUCCACGGGAUCACCUACCGUUCGUGCAUCGUUUUCAGGAAAAUUUGCCGUGGCCAGUUGAAGCAGAUAUGCCUGAUGCUGCGACUGAGCUUCCGUUUAGCCCUGUCAGUUCUAAUGUCUUGGGCCCUCCGACCAACAAUAAACCUGUGCAAGUCUCCAAAACAGCAGCGACGAAGCCCACACCUUCGGGUCCAGCACUAGCUUCAAGAAGUCUCCAGAAUCAAGAAAACUUAGCAUGCAUUGACUUGAAACAUGCAAUCGAGGAAGCUUGCAAAGUUGAUUUCAAGGACAUGUUUGUCGACAACGAAGGAAAUGCUCUUGACCGAAGAGCAUUCCUUGUGUUCCAUCCGGAGGAUAAUAAAAUGGAACUCGAACUCAUCACCCGAUGGUUGCUUAUGCACCACGUCGAAGUCUGCAGCAUCUGGAAGGAGGGGGCGUGGGAUUACUUCAAGCAGCAAAUAAUGAACGGAGGUACGGGCGUCAUCAUUAGGCACCCAGAUUUCCAUCAUUUUUGGAAAAUACCUGACUUCCGUGAGAUCCUUGAGCGAAAGGUUCGCAUUUGGUCUGUUGGACGGCAACGGGCUCUCGAGUAUGAUCCUGAGGUGUGCGAGGUAGAGGUUCCAGAUCGAUAUGAUCGCAUCGAGAUCUUUCCACAUGGAGGAGUCAUCUACAUCACCGACGAUGUGUUCAUCAAGCAACCUAAGAAGGCUCUCCGGAUCAUAGAACUAUUCUUCAACAAAAUCAACGCUUGUCGACAGGUCAAUAGUCCGCCUGAUGAAUGGAGGCUCCCCAAGGAUGGAAUGCUGCUUUGGCGCCUUGCAACCAGGCCCGAAUUGAUGGAAGCCAUCUACGAAUGGACGUCCCCGAAUCGGGAGAAUCUUGACCCUACAAGUCUUGCCCAGUGGAGCCGUAAACUCUACAGCCUCCUCGGCAACUCAGGCUACAUCCCCGAGGACCAAGUCGAUGCCUCCUACUAUGCUAACCUACCCGAGGAUUAUUUCCCCAUAUUGUCACUCUCAGGCCCUUGGAAACCAGACUACUACUCCGCUCUCCUACGCAGCCAGGAAGAAGCGAACGACAACAUGAUCGAGUUCUAUGCGCAGUGGAUGAUCGACCAUGCACGCGACUACCGCCAUUUCUUUGUCGUACAUCCCGAGCCUGAGAGGACGGAUUGGGAGGCAAAAUGGGCUCAUUUAGAUGAGGUUAUCACCCCGGACGAGUGUAUUGAGUAUUUCUCGAUGCCUCCGAAGGGAGCGAGGUUCGAUUUCUUCGAGUGGAGUUUCUCGAGGAAGAUUCAGGCAGGGGAAGGGGAUAUUGUUUGAGAAGGAAUGAAUGCAUGGGUGGGUUUAUGGCUUUAGCAUGUGUUAGAUACCCCAUAGUUCUAGAAGUCGUUCAAAGGUGAAUUCAGGAUCCAUUUUCCCAUCUCUUACCCAUCCCCCAUAUUGUAAAUUCCCCCCUUUAAUUAGGUAGAUAAUUUCAG
Messenger RNA from Lindgomyces ingoldianus, 3378 nucleotides. RefSeq lists its product as uncharacterized. Gene Ontology annotation, molecular function: metal ion binding. The record is from RefSeq and is a predicted model, not a curated record. The transcript is spliced from 5 exons. NCBI's taxonomy places the organism in Eukaryota, Fungi, Ascomycota, Dothideomycetes, Pleosporales, Lindgomycetaceae. The coding region runs from base 74 to 3220 and encodes 1048 amino acids.